Chaetomium strumarium is the source of this 471-nucleotide messenger RNA. RefSeq lists its product as uncharacterized. The record is from RefSeq and is a predicted model, not a curated record. NCBI's taxonomy places the organism in Eukaryota, Fungi, Ascomycota, Sordariomycetes, Sordariales, Chaetomiaceae. The transcript is spliced from 2 exons. The coding region runs from base 1 to 471 and encodes 156 amino acids.
AUGGAGUGGGCCAAAGAACAAUACAACAAGCAAUACGAAGCCUGGGUUCCGUGGCUCGAGGACCUCUACCUCCGCUACUUCACGCGGGACAACAAGGCGAGCUACACGAUGCAUAACCUCAACAAAACGAAAGUAACCCCUAUCGAGCCCGUCAACAACCUCCAAGACGGCGUCAACGACUUUGUCGCCGGCCAGGUAGGCCAGGACGGCCUAGCCAGGCUGGUCGGCGACCUCGCAUCGCGUGAGGGGAUCAAUAGGUUCGAGAGGAAGGGGAAGGACGAGAGAGGUGACUAUGUGCCCAGCGAGGUGACAGAACCGGCCGGCGGGGUCGGGGAGAUGGCGGCCGGAGCCGGAAUUGCCGUUGUGGGAGGGGCCGUCGCCGGUGGCCAGCAGGCUGCUGGCGCGGUGAAGGGCGGAGUAGAGAGGGCUGGGGCCUGGCUUGGGUUCGGCAAGGGGAAGGGGAAGGAGUGA